Loxodonta africana (African savanna elephant) is the source of this 6824-nucleotide messenger RNA. Its product is annotated as HLA class II histocompatibility antigen, DP alpha 1 chain-like. Gene Ontology annotation, cellular component: membrane; MHC class II protein complex. The record is from RefSeq and is a predicted model, not a curated record. The coding region runs from base 90 to 986 and encodes 298 amino acids. Lineage: Eukaryota; Metazoa; Chordata; Mammalia; Proboscidea; Elephantidae. The transcript is spliced from 7 exons. Gene Ontology annotation, biological process: antigen processing and presentation; immune response.
CAAUUUUAGAACUCUUGCCACCUAUUCCUCAUUAGUGUUCCUGUGCUUGAAAUGGUCAUAGACCUCACAACGUGCGUCCUGAAAAGAGAAUGUUCCAGAUCAAAGAUAUGAUUCUGAGAGCCGUUGCCCUGGCUUGUCUGCUGAGUGCCCAAAGAGCUGGAGCUAUCAAGGAAGUGUCCAAGCACAGGAUGGCUUCCCCAAUGGCUGUGGCUGCUAUAGUGGAAAUCCAAGAGUUAAAAGCAGACCAUGUGUCAACUUUUGCUAUGUUUACACAAACGCAUGGUCCAUCAGGGGAGUAUAUGUUUGAGUUUGAUGAGGAUGAGAUGUUCUCUGUGAAUCUGGACAAGAAGGAGACUGUCUGGCAUCUGCCAGAGUUUGGCAAAGCCUUUUCCUUUGAUGCUGAAGGUGGGCUGAGCUACAUGGCAAGAAUGGAGAGCAACUUGAAGUAUGGGAUCCAACAUAAGAACUACACCCAAGCCACCAAUGAUGCCCCUGAGGUGACCGUGUUUCCUAAGGAGCCUGUGGAGCUGGGCCAGCCCAACACCCUCAUCUGCCACAUUGACAAGUUCUUCCCUCCGGUACUCAAUGUCACGUGGCUACGCAACGGGCAGACGGUCAUUGAGGGUGUUGGUGAGAGCCUCUUCCUGCCCAGAACAGAUUACAAGUUCUACAAGUUCCACUACCUGACCUUCCUGCCCUCAGCAGAGGACGUCUAUGACUGCAAGGUGGAGCACUGGGGCCUGGAGGAGCCUCUCCUCAAGCACUGGGAGGCCCAGGAGCCAAUCCAGGUGCCUGAGACGACGGAGACUGUGGUCUGUGCUCUAGGCCUGGCAGUGGGCCUAGUGAACAUCAUUGCUGGCACUGUCCUCAUCAUAAAGGCUCUGCAUUCCAGUAGUGACCCUCGGGACCGGGGACCUCUGGCUCUCCCUGACUCCUCACUGCUGCCCACCUGGAGGACAAUGGCAAGUGCAAGAAUGACCACCUAAUGCCUGGGGCCUGGAUGGGGCAGUGACAAGAGAGGGAACAAGUGACAAGAUUUAUGUAAAAGAAGAGGACCUAAGAGACAUCUGAACUCCAGCUGCCCUGCAACCUCAGUCUCAACUUCCUUUCCCACUUUUUGUGCUCUCCACCCCAAAUUAUUUGCUGAACCCUUUAAGUCCUGUCAUCUUCUAUGACCUUAAAGCUCCCAGGCUGAGCAAGUUUCCUGGCACAUAGAUGGUAAUUAAUAAAUGUUGACAUUUUUGUAGCACUACUGUGGAGAUAGUUCCCUUACUGGGCUUCCAUCCACUUUGAGGAAAACUUCACUGACCUUUGCUAUGGAGAAAUGAGAGAUGAAUCUCGAGAAAGUUUGAACCAUGUAGUUCUAUGAAAUAUCAGGAUCCAGUUUUGGCAAGACUGUGGAUAUACAGGGGAAUAGUGGAGAGUGGAAAUAACUUGGGUGGUGAAAAUGGUUAACCUGCUUGGCUAUUAACAAAAGGCUGGAGGUUCAAGUCUACCCAGAAGAACCUUGGAAAAAAGUCCUGGGGAUCGACUUCUGAAAUCAGCCACUGAAAUCCCUUUUGGAGCACAGGUCUAGUCUGACACACGUGGGUCGACUCGACAGCAAUUGGGUAUUUUUCAAAGAUCCAAGCAACCAGCAUCCAGAGGAUUUUUUGUGACUGAUACUUGAAUGAUGAAAUGAGUAUUGUGUAUCAUUUGGGAAGUGAUUCUGAGGCUGGUUAAUCCCUGGCCACCAGUCAGUCCAUUCUUUGUUUCAAGGAAGAAAUGAUUAUUCAUUUCCACAGAGCAGAAGUUGUUGUUGGAGCCACACAGGACGGCAGCAGUGAACAGUAAUUUGGUGAAAAGAGUUUUGUGGAAGGAAUUGUAUCUUCCUUGAGUAUUUCUGAAUCUAAUACCCUCACACAGAAAAAUAUUCUUGAUGUCUAUUUCUCAUAAUUUUAAUGCAACGAUUUUAGUCAUUUGCCAUUUACUGUUUUGACUGAGAAGCCACAAUUUAUAUAUCUACAUAAUACAAUCUAGUUGGGGAUAUUCAAUUCACAAAAAGUUUAAGUGCUUCCUACGUGCAAAGGAGUCUUCUAAUGCAAGAAUACAACGGUCCAUAUGAUUUUAGUUCCUGCUUUUUAGGAAACCAGAGCCCACAUUAAAGACAGAUGUAGAAAAUUAACGUAAAACAACGUGGCAAGAACUACGAUAGAUGCAUCUAAAAAAAAUUAAAACACAUAUUGAUGCCAUUAAUUUUAAAGACGGAACAAAAUGGUUAAGCUUAGUUACAAACCUAUAUUUACAACAAAAGGAAACAUUUAUACGUAUAGAUGUGAGUUCCCAGAGGAAGUGAGACUGAGAAUUUAGAGGAAGGGGUUAUGUUUCAGGCUGGUAAGAGACCAGCCGGAAAAAGAACAGUAAUGAAAAACACAUGAGGGCCUAUAGGGUGCGGUCUGGAGGUGGUAGAAAGGAGUCCUGUUUGACUGGAACUGGAAUUUCUUCUUAAAUAGUGGUGGGGGAUCAGAAUGGGUAUACAGAGUUGAACUAUGCUCGUAAAGGCAUUGAAAAAUUGGCAAAAAUGAUACAUCUAGAAAGAUGGGAAUGACAACUGAAAACAACAUUAACUAUGGAAACUUCAAGCAAUCCAAGGGUAGUUAUAAGGGGUUGGGCAUACAGAUUAGAGUGGUAACAAUAGGAAUGGAAGGUGGAUAUUUACUGUGCACCUUUUGGGUUCCCAGAUGUACAUUUGAAACUGGUAUUUGAUGAAUAAGGGAAGAACAUGAGGUAUUUAGAAGAAAUGUGUUUGCUUUCCUUUUAAAGGUAGCAACCAGAGGCCCAGUCCUCAUACCAGCCUUGUAGUUUUUCUUUCUUUCUAGGUGAGCCACUUUGGAGGCAAAAGAGAGCUUUACUGGAAAUUCCAUCCCUUUUCAGAUAACUUUUUCUUUUUCCUAUAACCAAUGAGGAUAAAGAGUGAGGUAACAUCACUUGUCUCUAGCAGAUACAUUUACUCAGAAGGUCUUACCUAAAGUCUUGGGGAGAAGAUAGGGGAGGGCAUGAUGACUAAGUUAGAUGAAGAAAAAAAGGAUGAAAGCUUCCUCUAGUGGAUUGAAUUUAGACUUGGUUAGGUGGUUAGCUUGGCAACUGCACUUUGCAGAGUGAAGUAAAAUGUGGAGGGCAGAAUGGAAGAGCUAGGCAUGUAGGCUGAUCAGAGACAUGAUGUCUGACUUAGCAUGCUUCUAUGGGAAGUCCCUGGCUACGACUAAAAGUAAAAAUAAAAAGUUAAGAUGCUGCUAUUUCUACGUUAUUCCUGUCAUCAAAGAGAUCUAUUAUCCCAACUCUGAUUGUCAUGGGAAAAACUAAGGGAAAUCAAAUAAUGUAUUAUUGCUUAUUCUCUGCCAGGCAUUGAGUUAUGCCCUUCCAGAUACUUUCUUUCACUGAAUUCUCACCAUAGCCUUGCAAUGGUCGUAUUGUAUUACUAUGUUUUCAGUUAACUGCUACAUCCCCAGAGACUUGAAAUAUGCUGAUAGCUUUGUAGUAGUCAAUAAAUACUGAUAACUAGGGACUGGUCAGGAAAUUAAACAUAUUUUUAACACUUUGUUGUGAAAUAGAACACACAUGUAGAAAAAUUGUAAACCAUAAAUGUACUACUUCACAGAUCAUUAUCAUGCUACCAUCCAUGGAAGCACCAUCCAGAUCAAGAAACAGAGCACCGGGACAACACCCCAGGAGCCCUUCCCAUGCUCCUUCCUAUCCACACUCCUCUGCCUCCCCCGCCCACCCCGAGAUACCCCACCAUCCAGACUUGUAUAGCAAUUACUUCCUUGCUCUUCUGUGUACCUUUACAACCUAAUAGUCAUCCCUUCAUAUGACUAGCAACAUUAUAUGAAUUGAAUCAUACAGUAUGCUCUCUUUUGUGAUCUCAUUGUUUUCAGUUGAGCAGCCAGGAAAGGAUGGUCUUGUCAAUAAAUGUUGCUGGAUCAUUGGGAUAUCUUUACGGGAAAAAAAGGAAUUUUGACAACUGUCUGACAUGAUACACAAAAAAUAAUUCCAUGUGUAUCUCUACAUAAAAAAUUAGAAUAAAACUUCUAAAAGAUUACAUUACAGAAUAUCUUCAUGACCUUGAAGUAGAAAAAGAGUCUUAAAAUAGGAUUCAAAAAUAAUCAUAAAGAAAAUGAUUAAUGAUUAUCCAGUAGUUACAAGCAUAAAGGAUUUAAUUAGGGACACUGAGAAAUGACCAGGAAAGACCGAUGAGUGCCAUGGCAUGUACUCAGAGCUCCUGAGGAGAACCUAAAAGGAGUGUGUAAUGCUGAUACUAAGAGCCUCUCACCUGCCUGGGCUCCAAUAUUUGUGGCUAGGAAAAAGAGAAAAAAUGACGACAGAGAAACAUCCCUCAGAUAUUUUGGAAAUCGCAGAAGGGAAAGGGGCAGGUAAAUCUGAGAGACAGCAGCACAGGUGUUGAUGAAUGCUUUUUUGAUUAUAUUAAAAUUGAAGAAGAGGAGUGAAUAAAGGAUACUCAAGGGCCCAAGGAAUAUUUCUUUGAUUGAUGAUUAUAAGUUCAGUAUUUUCUAAUAUACAGGUCUAAUACUUGUCAAAAUUUUUGGUCACUAAAGUAUUCUUUUCUGUAAAUUAAAGAUUUCACCGUUUUUGAUUUUGGAAUCAGUUGGUAGGAGGCUUCUUUAGGAAGUUGCUAAACAAAUGUGCAAAAUCAAAGGGGUGGGGUGAGAGUGACAUGGCAGAGAUUACCUUCCUAAUCAUCACUUUCAAAGUCAGAAAAGGAAAAUGUCCCUUAAGGGUCAUCUCACUUUCCUCUUCAUGCAAGAUAUCAAUUAAACAGCACAUUUUAAUGGAUCAUCUAGAAAUGUCCAAGAUUAUAAGUGCUAUGUGGACCACAGAACCAUGGAGUGAAAUUGAAAGGGGAACAGUUAUUGAACACUUGCUAGGUUCCAAAGAAUGCGCUAGGGGCUGAGAACACCAGGAUGAAGAUCUCGUGAAGAUCAAUAUCCACUAGGACAGAAAGAAACAUGCAUAGAGCACGAACUCCAUGAGUCAGAGACUUUAUAUCCUUGGUGCACACUUCUCUCAGUUCCUAGAAUAAUACCUAGUUCAGAGUAAUCGUUAAUAGCUGUUGAUUUAAUAAACAAUAUACUGAGAAUAAAUCUAGAUGUGUCUAAAUUACAAUGAAAGCACAAAUGGGUAUUAAUUUAAAAGUAACAAAUAGCAGAGAAGAGGGCUGUGCACAUAGGUUGGAGUAUUUACAGGAAACUGGAAAAUAUAGUUCAUUUGCAGAAGUGAGACCUGAACCAGCCUAGAAGGAAGAUAUGAUUCAGAGGGACAGCAGGGGAAAAGAACAGUCAUGAGCCACAUGAGUAAGAGCAGUACUGGGUGGAGUCGGAAGAGGAGGUGGAUUAGGGAGAAGACCUGCUGACCGGAGUGAACACCCACAUUAAAGAACAGAGACAACCUACUUGUAGUAAGGGCCUUGGGUGCUGGGUGGAGCAGUUACUUCUUUACUAAAUUGACAUAUGCUAAAGCAAAGCAGCAAUACGAACUGUUGGUAACCCAGGUGUCCCAUGGUUAUAGGAACAGCUUCGAGAUUAGGGAGGUGACAGUAAGACUAGAGGGCUAAUAUUACUGAGUGUCUUGUACCUUCCAAAAAUUAUGCAAGGUACUAUUGGAUGAGUAGUGAAAGAAAAUGUGGAGCUUUUUACAGCUGUCUCUUUUCUUCUUGCAGAGGUAGCAUCCAAAGACUCUGUCCUUGAACACCAUGUUGCCUUUCUAUCCUGAGCCCUGGGCUCUGUCUUUUAGGUUGAAGCAGGUCAACUUGCUGGACAAAGGCCUUUAUGGAAAUCAGCUGCCUUUGUACACAACCAAGGAGUAAAGUAACAUCAUUUGUCUCCAGCAAAUAAUUCUAUAGCAUUAGCACUAACAUUAGUCUAGUUCGAAGCCCCUGAGAGAAGGUGGGGAAGCGGCAGAUUAUGAGUCACGUGGAGAUGGUCAAAUACCUGGAGUUGUGGAAAGAAACAGGAUGUGGCUAUGUGGGUUGUCAAGAACUCUCCCCUUUCCAGUUUUGAAGGAUUGCUUGGAUGGUUGAUGAAUGCUGGAAUAAGAAUACUUGUUCCUUUUCAGGUGUCGUUGGGAAGCUUCUGACCAGAAUUAAAUGGAAACGAAAUUGCUAGUAUCUGUUUUUUUUCAUUGCUGGCUGAAAAUUAAUCUCUUUGAUGCAGAUGGGGGAGAUUGAAGAAAGAGACAGGGAGACAGAGAUUGGUUGAGGGUCAUCUACCCACCUGCUGGUUAUCACAGGAAAGUGCAGGGACAAUGUUGGGAAAUGAAAUCAGUAGUUAUAGGUCUUGCUUAGGCAUUUUCCAAUUAUCUCCUUUAAUCUUCAUAAGAACUCUGCAAAUAACAUUUUACACCACUUUGGGAGGUGACAGUGGGAAUAAGGGAAAUACAUCCUAAGUUCACAAAGAAAAAGUAUUUAUUCUUUUUGGGGAAUAAAAAUUGAUUAAAAUGUAUUAGUGCUUCUAUUGUACAAAAGCAUUCUUCAAGGUGCUGGCAUUACACAAAUUAAUGGGAUUUCCAGAUCUUGUGUCCUAGGAGUUCAGAGCCUACAUAAAAUUGCUGUUACACAGUGCAACAGGAGCUACAAUAGAUUUGUUUACGAAGUGCAAUGGAAACACAAAUUGGUGGGGACUGUAGUUUUCAAAAGAAGACAAAUUUUUAAGAUGUUGUACCAACCUAUGAGUACAUUAAAAAUUAAAGAUUAGAGUUCUCAGUGUGGUGAGAACAUAAGAUUUCCCAAAAGGAGAAAAAGAGUAUGUUUCAGAUUGAUUAGGGCAAAAGAA